Cuscuta campestris is the source of this 2145-nucleotide messenger RNA. The record is from the annotation of a GenBank genome assembly. NCBI's taxonomy places the organism in Eukaryota, Viridiplantae, Streptophyta, Magnoliopsida, Solanales, Convolvulaceae.
CACUUUGUGUUAGUGAAUCAUCAAAAUUUUUGUGUAUAUUUGGGAUACAAAUUUUUGGUAGCACAUAGUUCGGGUGCGAGAUUUUAGAUGUUUGGGGAAUUGGGGCGGGUUGGGUGACUUGUGCCGUCUAGAAGGAGUGCAGGAAGGAAGAACUCUCUCCUCUUCGCGAACCUUGAGAUCUGUAGCAAUCUACAGUGCUGCGCAGGUGUCUGGUCUGGGGUUACCGAGCUCGUCUGUGCAAAUGGCGGGAAGACACAACGCUAUUCUACCGGGAAACUCAAAAUCCAGAUCUCCCCUGAUGAUCUUCUUUCUCGCUUUUCUACCGAUUUCCUUCAUCUUUUACAUCUCAUUCUCUUUCCAUUCCCGAACCACCUCCAUAGCAAUCCGCUCUCUCCGAAACCCUAGCUCAGAAGUUGAUUACUCCUUCUUGUCCUCACUCGAGAAACUCCUGGCAAAAUCUCAGAGAUCCCCGGAUGUGGGAGAUGAUUCCGUGGUCGAUACAAAUGUUGCAAGGGAUGUGAGGAUAUUGGAUGAUUCGGUAUGGAAGAAGGAGACUCAGAGGUUAUAUGAAGAGCCGUUCUAUCCAGCUUCAUCACCUAUAAAAGUCUACGUCUACGAAAUGCCCAAGAAAUUCACCUACGAUUUGCUCUGGUUGUUCCAAAAUACCUAUAAAGAGACCGGUAACCUUACUUCUAAUGGUAGUCCUGUUCACCGGUUGAUCGAGCAGCAUUCAAUUGAUUACUGGUUAUGGGCAGAUUUGAUUGCGCCGGAGUCAGAAAGGCUGUUAAAGAAUGUGUUGAGAGUGCAUAAACAGGAGGAUGCCGACCUAUUCUACAUACCAUUUUUCACUACCAUUAGCUUUUUCUUGCUUGAAAAGCAACAAUGCAAGGCUCUUUAUAGGGAAGCCUUGAAAUGGGUUAUGGAUCAACCUGCAUGGAAGCGAUCUGAGGGAAGAGAUCAUAUCCUUCCUGUUCAUCAUCCUUGGUCUUUCAAGUCUGUUCGCAAAUUUUUGAAGAAUGCAAUUUGGUUGCUUCCUGAUAUGGAUUCAACUGGGAACUGGUACAAACCAAGACAGGUUUAUCUUGAAAAGGACUUGAUACUUCCUUACGUUCCCAAUGUUGAUCUCUGUGAUUCCAAUUGCUUAUUUGAAAAUGGCCCUAAGAGAAGCACACUGCUAUUUUUUCGUGGGAGGCUUAAAAGGAAUGCUGGUGGAAAAAUACGUGCCAAGCUAGUGUCAGAGCUUAGCAGAGCUCAGGGAGUGGUUAUAGAGGAAGGGACUAUUGGACUUGCUGGAAAGGCCGCAUCUCAGAGUGGCAUGCGAAAGAGCCUAUUUUGUCUUAGUCCUGCUGGUGACACUCCAUCAUCUGCCAGAUUAUUUGAUUCAAUAGUUAGUGGCUGCAUUCCUGUCAUAAUAAGUGAUGAGCUAGAACUUCCUUUUGAGGGAAUUCUUGACUACCGUAAGAUUGCUUUAUUCAUGCCGUCCAGUGAUGCAGUGCAGCCCGGGUGGCUCCUUUCAUUUUUGAGAAACGUUAGUACUCUUCAAAUCAAAGAGAUGCAAAUGAACUUAGCUAAGUUUUCGAGGCAUUUUUUGUAUUCUCAUCCUGCUCAACCUUUGGGCCCAGAAGACUUGGUCUGGCGAAUGAUGGCAGGGAAGUUGGUGAACAUCAAACUUCAUACCAGGAGGUCGCAGCGCACAGUGAAAGAAUCAAGAAGUCUCUGCACUUGCGAUUGCAGACGUCCCAACUCUACAAAUGCAUCUCUCUCGCCGUAGCUUUGUAAAUUAAUUUGCGUGUUUGUUUAUUUGGGCUUUUGUCAACUUGUCGCACUUGUUUGCACUCUUCUCUUCUGUGAUCAGAAAAGCUUGCUCUUUUUACAAAAUGGGAAUGUUGAGUGGCUAUGCGUGCUCUCUCGGUAAGCCAUAGUGGGAAAAGAACACAAGGGAAAGUGAACAAGCCUAGUUUACACAUAAACGGCCGGCUCCGGAGAUGGCCAUUGGGCAGCUUCAGUGUGAUUCUAAUUUCUAAUACAACCAUAUGGUUGCUCCACUCUUGGGAAUAUGGAUUUUUUUUUGUUUGAAAUUUCUCUAACACGGAGUCAUAUUUACUUGGGGUUGUCCCUUGUGCUAUAGAUGCUAGUGGUUUCCUA